AUGACGAGUCAACAGUCGACUCUUCGAGCCGCGCUAGGUGACCAGCUCGCAGCUCAGUUCACCGGCGGCAAUGCGUCGGCAAACGUAUUCCUACUAGCCAAACUAACGGAUUCGCAACGGCAAGUGGUAGGACGAGCAUUCUACGAAUCUCUGAAACCGAUGUGGAUCGAAGUCGUGUGCCUUGCCGCCGCGGGUCUGGUCGCGGUGUUGUUCAUCGAGCGGCGCAAGAAACUGGACCAGACGCAUGAGCAGGUCCGCACCGGACUCGAGGCAGAGGGGGAGAGAAGGAAGGUGGCACAAACUCUGCGAGCCAAAACGAAAGGGAGAUGGAGGACGGAACGGCUAACCUGA
Molecule: messenger RNA, 351 nt
Organism: Rhinocladiella mackenziei CBS 650.93
Lineage: Eukaryota; Fungi; Ascomycota; Eurotiomycetes; Chaetothyriales; Herpotrichiellaceae
Exons: 1
Coding region: 1-351 (116 amino acids)
Source: RefSeq, a predicted model, not a curated record